Molecule: messenger RNA, 1243 nt
Organism: Olea europaea var. sylvestris
Lineage: Eukaryota; Viridiplantae; Streptophyta; Magnoliopsida; Lamiales; Oleaceae
Product: transcription factor MYB35
Exons: 3
Coding region: 127-1032 (301 amino acids)
Source: RefSeq, a predicted model, not a curated record
UGCAAAUGCAGUUCAAUGUAGCAAGUCCCCAUGCUUUUCUUGCCUCACUCCAAUGAAGCAGUUAAGCUCAUUCUACCAUCUUCAUUCUUAUAUUUCUUCGUAAAUCGACUCGAAAAAUAAUUUAAGAUGGUAAAAACUACUUGUUUGGAUAAGCAGAAGGAACAUUGGAAUCAAGAGGAGAAUGGGAAACUUUUUUCAGGUAAUUGUGCAUCUUCAUCAAAAAAAGCAGGACUGAGGAAAUGUGGAAAAAGUUGUAGGCAAAAGUGGGCUAAAAAUCAAAAGACUGAUACGAGGAAUGAGAGUUUUUCCCCUCAAGAAGAGGAGUUGAUCAUCAAGCUUCAUGCGGCAAUAGGAAGCAGGUGGCCUAUUAUAGCACAGCAACUUCCCGGGAGAACGGACAAUGAUGUGAAAACCUUAUGGAACACAAAACUGCGAAAAAAACUCUCUGCAAUGGGAAUCGACCCGGUUACUCAUAAGCCCUUCUCCCAAAUUCUCGCAGACUAUGGAAAUAUAGGCGCCUUCCCGAAAGCAAGAAUGCAGUUUACCUCUUCGAUGAUGUUAAAAUCGGAACAACCUCAAAAGCAUAACCAACAAACAUGUCCAAAUGUUGAACCAUUCAAAGACAAUUCCCUUCAUCUUUACUCCCAAUUUCAGGCUAUAAAUUUGGUUACAGAUUCAACAAACUAUACCAUCCCGCCGCAGUCUUUUAUGACUGAAUGUGCUUCUUCCUCGACUUCGCCUUCUUCGACUAUGAAUCAAGCAUCUACUUCGAGCUUCAACUGGAGUGAUUUUCUUCUUCAAGAUGUGCUCGUCCCUGAUCAAGAAAACGCGGUGAUACUUGCGCAAAAUCAUGCAAAUACAGAAGAAAAACAAGAUUAUGAAGCAGCUGAAGAUAAGAACAAUGAAACUUCAUUGUAUGCCCUGGAAAACUUGUCAUCUUCAAAUGGUUCAUUUGUGGAAGCCAUGAUAGCACGCCAAGACGAAAUGUUCUUGCAGUUUCCAACCCUAUACGAGGAACCGUCUUAUUACUAAAUACUAAUAGCUCGAUCCUAUAGUAUAGGAUAAUAUUAUAGGGAAAAAGGUUCAAAUCUUAUCUAUUGUAAUGUUCAAUUCGACUCAUUCAUUAAAGUCUUUCUACCUUACGUUAGUGUUAUUCUUUUCGGCUUAAUGGAUGUAAGGUUUCUAGUACCGUUAUUUAUAUAUUCAUGUUUAAAUUGAUAGACAUGCACAAAUAUUAUCGACA